ACAAUAAAUGCUAAUUUACGAACAUUUCUGAAAAUGGAUAUAUUGCUUUUUGGAAUUAAACUCUUCUUAUGUUUCCCCAUCUGAGCUCAGAGUAGAUGACAGAUGUAAUGUUUGUCUCUGUUGUGUUGAAGACCAAUCAAGCAGGAGAGAUCAGCCUCCCCUGUUCCCAGCUGUGUGUCCAUGAAGAGUAACCGGUCUAUGGGUCUACCUAUACUGUUUAGAGAGGGAGACUUUUCUACUGAACAAAGAAACCAACAGGACAGAUCAGAGUCAGAGAUUCUCAGUGGUCAGUCUUUACAGAGUCAUCAAACAGACCUGGCCUCCAUAUUCAGUAUGCUUGAAGAGAAAAUUAUGACAUUUGUGAAGAAUGAGCUGAAGAUAUUCAAGAGGAUUCUUAGUCCAGAACUCCCAGAAGGCUUUGAGAGUCAGAAGCAGGAUAAGGAAGUGGUGGACGCUGAAGAUGAGCAGCAGGAGAGGAAUGCCAGAGAGGGGGCUCUGAAGAUCACACUGCACCUCCUGAGGAAAAUGAACCAGAAGGAGCUUGCUGACACACUGGAGAAAUGUAAGAUCUGUCUGCCUCAUGAUGAAUGCUGUUUUAUAACAUUUAAAAGCUGUAGCUAAAGUACAGCUGAAGUAGCUGUGUAACUCA
Molecule: messenger RNA, 649 nt
Organism: Oncorhynchus tshawytscha (Chinook salmon)
Lineage: Eukaryota; Metazoa; Chordata; Actinopteri; Salmoniformes; Salmonidae
Exons: 3
Coding region: 181-621 (146 amino acids)
Source: RefSeq, a predicted model, not a curated record